AUGUCAUUUAAAGGAAUUAAGAAGGGGAUCCUUAGAACACCACAGACUAUUCGUCAGAAAUUCAACAUGGGUGAAAUCACCCAUGAUGCUGUGUACGAAGAUGCCGAAAGACGUUUCAAAGAAAUUGAAAUUGAAACAAAGAAGUUGAGUGAUGAGUCUAAAAAGUACUUCAAUGCUGUCAAUGGUAUGUUGGACAACCAGAUAGAGUUUGCCAAAGCUGUUGCUGAAAUUUACAAGCCUAUUAGUGGAAGAUUGUCUGAUCCAAACGCCACUGUUCCCGAGGAUAAUCCAGAUGGUAUUACUGCAUCUGAACAAUACCAGGAUGUUGUCAAAGAAUUGAAGGAAACUUUGAAACCAGACUUGGAACUUAUUGAUAAAAGAAUUGUUCAACCGGCGCAAGAAUUGUUGACCAUUGUUGCUAGUAUACGAAAAACCCUGAAGAAGAGAGACCACAAACAAUUGGAUUUGGAUCGUCACAAAAGAACAUUCACCAAAUAUGAGAGCAAGGCCGAAAGAACUGCAAAGGAAGAAGAAAAAAUGUAUGCUGCUCAAGCUGAACUCGAAAUUGCCGAACAAGAAUACGAAUAUUAUAAUCAAACUCUUAAGGAUGAAUUGCCAAUUCUUUUUCAAAUGCAAUCCCAAUUCAUCAAGCCUUUGUUUGAGAGUCUUUAUUUCAUGCAACUUUCUAUUUUUUAUACUCUUUACAUUCGAAUGGAAGAGUUGAAAAUCCCAUAUUUUGAUUUGACUUCCGAUAUUCUUGAAGCAUACAAUCUCAAGAAAGGUAACAUUGAAGAACAAACUGAUGCUAUUGGUAUUACUCAUUUCAAGGUUGGUCAUGCUAAGGCUAAGUUAGAGGCCACAAGAAGACGUCACGCUGCCAUGAACUCUCCACCACCUUCCGCUGCUGCUGGUGCUGGUGUUGCCACUGCUGGUGUUGCCACUGCUGGUUCUGCCCAGGAACUUCCAGCGUACACUCAAGGUGGAUAUACUCAACCUGUUGGUGACAACAAGUAUCAAGCUCCAGGUACUCCAGCUUCCGCAACUCCACCUGCUUAUUCACCUGUUGGUGGUGCUCCUGUUGGUGCUCCUGCAGCCGCAGUAGCCGCUCCAGCACAAACAUGUACUGCUUUGUAUGAUUACACUGCUCAAGCUCAAGGUGACUUGACUUUCCCAGCUGGAGCUGUCAUCGAAAUUGUUGAAAGAACAGCCGAUGCUAAUGGUUGGUGGACCGGUAGAUAUAAUGGACAAGUUGGUGUUUUCCCAGGUAACUAUGUUCAAUUGUAA
Messenger RNA from Candida tropicalis MYA-3404, 1284 nucleotides. It is a transcript of the gene RVS167, whose product is annotated as amphiphysin. Gene Ontology annotation, biological process: endocytosis; actin cortical patch localization; plasma membrane tubulation. The transcript has a single exon. Lineage: Eukaryota; Fungi; Ascomycota; Pichiomycetes; Serinales; Debaryomycetaceae. The record is from RefSeq and is a predicted model, not a curated record. Bases 1 to 1284 code for a protein of 427 amino acids. Gene Ontology annotation, molecular function: lipid binding; protein binding. Gene Ontology annotation, cellular component: mating projection tip; Rvs161p-Rvs167p complex; medial cortex.